UCACCGCAACGGAAGAGGUGAAGGAUUCAUGUCGCCACGUGGAAGAAGCGUAACCGUGCCCCUGCUUCCGAAACUACCCUUCUAUUAUGACUAGAGAUCCCCUUGAGUGUUGGGACCGUCGGAGGAAUUUUUUAUAUUGUUAGGGGGUUUAUGGUAACUUUGUGUCUCCGAGGGUUCAGGGCUUAAGACCGCCGCCGGUUGGAGCAACGUGGUUCGUUUUCCUUCGAGCGACUGUGGCAUUCAGCACGGGAACUCCGUUUCCCCGAUCUCGCAGGUCGUAUUGGAGGAGGGAGACGUGACGCCGCGGAGGUGGAGUGGGAGGGCCAGGAGUAGCGAUGGGCGCAGGUGAAGCUGGGAAGGGCAACGGAUGGUGGAAGGGGAUGCGGGUCUUCUCGCCGGAGUACUAUGCUGUGUGCGCCGUCGGUGGGAUGCUCAGCGCCGGCACAACCCACCUCGCCAUCACCCCCCUCGAUGUUUUGAAGGUCAACAUGCAGGUGAACCCCCUUAAAUACAACAGCAUCUUUUCGGGUUUGCAUAUCCUUGUCAAAGAACAAGGGCCGUCUUCCCUUUGGAGAGGCUGGGCUGGCAAACUGUUUGGAUAUGGUGCUCAAGGCGGCUGCAAGUUUGGGCUCUAUGAGUAUUUCAAAAAGAUGUAUUCUGAUGUAUUGACAGGAUAUAAUAGGAGCACAAUCUUCUUUGCAAGCAGUGCAUCUGCACAAGUAAUAGCAGAUGUUGCCCUUUGCCCAUUUGAGGCUGUGAAAGUUCGUGUUCAAACACAACCCAAUUUUGCUAAGGGCUUGAUUGAUGGCUUCCCAAAGUUAUAUGCAUCUGAAGGCCUGUCUGGCUUCUACAAGGGACUUUUACCACUCUGGGGCCGGAAUCUACCAUUUUCUAUUCUCAUGUUCUCCACAUUUGAGCAUACUGUGGAUAUACUAUACCAUAAUGUUAUCCAAAAGAAAAAGGAGGACUGUUCAAGAGCUCAACAACUUGGGGUGACUUGUAUAGCUGGUUAUGCAUCCGGAGCUAUCGGUACUGUUGUGUCAAAUCCUGCAGAUAAUAUUGUUUCUUCACUUUACAAUAAAAAAGCUGACAAUAUCUUGCAGGCUGCGAAGAACAUAGGAUUUCCCAAUUUGUUUACAAGAAGCCUUCCUGUUCGAUUUACACUUGUUGGACCUGUUAUAACCUUGCAGUGGUUCUUCUAUGAUACUAUUAAAGUGUUAACUGGAUUGCCGACAAGUGGUGGUAUUGCCCGUGAUUUUGAUGAAGUUAAUAGCAUAACCUGAUGAGAUGCUUGGAAUUGAUGCUGAUAGAUUGUGCAGUGAAUGAGAAAUGAUUGACAUUCUACCAUACUCCUGUAUGGUACGGGAGAUGGCUUCUACCUUCUUAAUGGCUAUGACCAACACCUUCUAAUUCCAGCAAAGCUGAUUUUUUCUUGGAGUAAAAGGUUCUGCAACUAAGCGAAAAAAUCAAGGCAACACAUUUCUCUUUGCAGUAUGAACGAUUUGUGCUUUGGACAGAAUUUUUUUAUGAGUUGUUUUUUAUUGACUAGCGCACUCCACACUUCUUUACACAGAAUAAUGUCAUGUACUAAUGAUGAUAGUAUUUUCUACAAGUUUUCGCUAUACACAUGUACACACUUCUUUGGUAAAGUAUAUCAUAAUUCGAAAUGUUACCAUGCUUUAAAAUUGUCCUACA
This is a messenger RNA of Musa acuminata AAA Group (dessert banana), 1695 nucleotides long. RefSeq names its product mitochondrial phosphate carrier protein 1, mitochondrial. Gene Ontology annotation, molecular function: phosphate transmembrane transporter activity. Gene Ontology annotation, biological process: mitochondrial phosphate ion transmembrane transport. The transcript has 6 exons. Lineage: Eukaryota; Viridiplantae; Streptophyta; Magnoliopsida; Zingiberales; Musaceae. The record is from RefSeq and is a predicted model, not a curated record. The coding region runs from base 336 to 1283 and encodes 315 amino acids. Gene Ontology annotation, cellular component: mitochondrial inner membrane.